Molecule: messenger RNA, 561 nt
Organism: Miscanthus lutarioriparius
Lineage: Eukaryota; Viridiplantae; Streptophyta; Magnoliopsida; Poales; Poaceae
Source: the annotation of a GenBank genome assembly
AUGGAGGAACCUCCUCCACGAUUCUUCAACGACAUUUUCCCAGAGAACCACGCCGAUCUGUCAUGGGCUCCCGACAGGAUGGAUCCCAAUUCGUCCUACAGGCUUGCUGUUCGAGUAGGCGCUUAUGUCCAAUUAACUGAUGAUGAUGGUUGCGAAUAUUGCAAGGCAUGUAACAUUCCAAAGAUUUUAGACAGGGAUAGCACAAACUGGAAUGAUUUGCUUCUUGAAUUUGCUACAGAAAUUAAGCUAGGCUCAAAACCAAAACUACGUGUCACCUAUUGGGAUAAUAUGAGUCGUAGCUAUAGAGAGAUUGAUUCUGACCAGAAAUUGCUUCAUGCAAUUGACAUGUAUUGGGAUACAAGGAGGCUUUCCGUGCAAUGCUACACCCCCAAGAACUAUCACUUCUGUUUCUACACCAAGCCCUAUGACAAGAAGCCGAAAAGGUUGCUGAAAUUUGAAGGCUCCAUAGAGCCUGUUGCAUGUGAAGCACUAUCUCCAGUAACCUUCAUGGAGAAGGGAAAGGCAAAGAAGUUGAAGGUUGUCAGGUCUAAGAAAGAGUAG